AUGGUCUCAAAGCUAUUUCUAGUCGCAGCCGUUAUCGCCGUAGUGGGCGCACGGCCUCAGGAUCAUCACGGUCACGGCCACGCAUACUCAUCACAAAGCAUCGUACUGCACCAAAGUCACGAACAGAAACAUCCUGUUGCUCACCACGAAGAACAUCACAAGGAACAUCUCGAAGAUCAUCACAAAGAACACCACGAAGAACACCAUGAAGAACAUCACCAUGAACCACAUUAUAGUCAAGCCUCCUCCGCCCAAAGCCUACAUCAACACCACGGAGAACACGUCAUUGCUCUCAUCGCCUUUAUAGGUGCUUGCCAAGCCACUGAGCACGCCUAUUCUUCGCAAAGCAUUACUCGCUUCGAUAGCCACCAUGACCAUCACCAUGAUCAUACCUAUGAAGAACAUAAACACGAGGAGUAUAAGCAUGAAGAGAUUAAGCAUGAGAACCAAGGACAUGAGGACCAUAGGCAUCAUGAACAUGUCGAACAUAAAGUAGAGCACAAGGUCGCUCACCCUAUUAAGCACCACGCAGCUGUUGAGCACAAAGCCGAACAUCAUGGACAUGUUGAACAUAAAGUCGAGCAGAAGACACAUGUUGAGCACAAGCCUGAAUAUCACGGACAUGCAGUCGAGCACAAAGUUGAACAUAAGGUAGAGCAUAAAGUUGAACACAAACAACAUCAUCAUGAAAAGAAACAGGAAGAGCACAAAGAAAAAAAGCAUGGACACGAAGAACUCAAGCAUAGUCUAUAUGCUGAGGUCAUUCCCGAUGUUGAAAAACACGAAGAACAUUAUGUAGCUGCUCCCGCUAAAGUUAUUCCAAUUGCCCAGUACGUGCACAAGAGCUCUGAAGAACAAAACCAUAAACAUUACGAGCAUGCCAUUUCUUCCCAGCACAUUUCCCGUCAUGACGUACCUGCUCCUCCUCCCAAGGGUUUCUCUGACCACUCUGGACCUGCUAAGUAUGAGUUCGCCUACGAAGUGAAAGACCCUCAUACUGGCGACCACAAGUACCAGCAUGAGUCCCGCGAUGGCCAUACUGUAAAAGGAGUAUACAGCCUCCAUGAAGCUGAUGGAUCUAUUCGUACCGUUGAAUACGGUUCUGACAAGCAUACUGGGUUCUCAGCUGCCGUAAAACAAUCCACCAAGCACGUUGAAGAGAAACAUCAUCAUUGA
Arctia plantaginis is the source of this 1176-nucleotide messenger RNA. NCBI's taxonomy places the organism in Eukaryota, Metazoa, Arthropoda, Insecta, Lepidoptera, Erebidae. The record is from the annotation of a GenBank genome assembly.